This is a messenger RNA of Podarcis lilfordi (Lilford's wall lizard), 2166 nucleotides long. The record is from the annotation of a GenBank genome assembly. Lineage: Eukaryota; Metazoa; Chordata; Lepidosauria; Squamata; Lacertidae.
AUGCCGCCUUGCGCCCUGCGCGUCCUUCUGGCGACCCUGCUGGCCGCGGCCGGAGCCCCGGACGCCGCGCCGCCCUGCGAGUCCGAGAUGAACAAGAUCAAGGACCUGCUGCAGGUGAGCUGCGUGGGGCAGGGGCUGAGCAGCGUCCCCGCCGGGCUGCCCAAGGACACGGGCAUCUUGCUGCUGGGCUCCAACCGCCUGAGCCGCGUCUCGCUGGCCUCCUUCCAGCACCUGAGCGCGCUGGUGGAGCUCGACCUGUCCAACAACAGCCUGAGCGCCCUGGACAGCGGCGGCGCCUCGCUGCCCGGCCUCCAGCAACUCGACCUGUCGCACAACGGCCUGCAGAGCCUGCCCGCCUUGCAGGGGAUGCCCGCGCUGAAGCGCCUGGCGCUGGCGCACAACGCGCUCUCGCGGCUGCCGGCGGGGGGAUUCCGCGCCCUGGGCGCCCUGGAGGAUCUGGAGCUGCAGGGCAACGGGAUCCGGGAUCUGCCCGAGGGAGCCUUCGCGGGGCUGCAGAAGCUGAGGGACGUGGACCUGGCCGACAACCUGCUGGAGGAGCUGCCCCGGGAGCUGCUGGCCGGGCUGGACAGCCUGGAGAUCCUGCGCCUGGAGAGGAACCGGCUGCAGAGGGUGCCCGACGGCUUCUUCCCCGAGGAGAACUACUUCGCGUACCUGUACCUGGCGGGGAACCCCUGGGUGUGCGACUGCGCGCUGCUCUACCUGCGCGACUACAUCCUGGAGUACGAGACCAGCGUGUAUACUCGCGUGCAAGGCCCCGGGAAGGAGAUCACCGAGAACAAGCCCGAGAGCGUGGAGUGCCAGGCGCCCGCGCCCGAGAAGGGGCGCCCCGUCAUGGCCUUCCAGGCGCACUGCCAGGGCCCCGAGGGAGACAGCGACGGGGGCCAAGGGGAAGGGGGCGCCGCCACCCCUGAGCCCCACGCCACUGCCCACACGACACUGCCCUCCAGCACCGCCGCGCCGACCACGAGUGUCCGCACCACACCUUCCACCGCAGGGCCAGCCACGAGUGUCCGCACCACACCUUCCACCGCCGCGCCGACCACGCGUGCCCGCACCCCACCCUCCACCGCCGCGCCGACCACGAGUGUCCGCACCCCACCCUCCACCGCCGCGCCGACCACGCGUGUCCGCACCCCACCCUCCACCGCAGGGCCAGCCACGAGUGUCCGCACCACACCUUCCACCGCCGCGCCGACCACGCGUGAAUGCACCGCACCCUCCACCGCCGCGCCGACCACGCGUGUCCGCACCCCACCCUCCACCGCAGGGCUAGCCACGAGUGUCCGCACCCCACCCUCCACCGCCGCGCCGACCACGCGUGUCCGCACCCCACCCUCCACCGCAGGGCUAGCCACGAGUGUCCGCACCCCACCCUCCACCGCAGCGCCGACCACGCGCGUCGCCACACUUGCUCCCAGCACCACCGCACCAUCUUCCCGUGUCCCCACUACGGCUCCAAGAAACCUUCCCGGUCCUGUUCUCGCCUCUACCCCGGACCCAGUCCCUUCCACAAGUCGCAUGCUGCCCGCAUCAACUCUCCAACCCCUUCCGUCGGCGAUGACUGCCACUUCCCAUCCUCUGCCAAGUGCCAGGGCCUCGCCAGCCCUGCCACCUCUCAGCACGUCAGCUCCCAGUCGCUGCCCUCCUCCCGCCCCUUGCCACUGCUCCUUGCUGCCAGCCACAGCCCCGCAGCGCAGUUGGCACUGGUCUCCCAGGACCUGGGCCGGCUGGCUGGCUGCCCACUGCUGCCUGCUGCGCCUGAUCCUCUACGUUGCCUGCCUGGCACUGGCAGUGCUGCCCACCUUGGCUCUGCUGUGUUGGUUGGGGUGGCUGUGUGCCAGCUGGCAGCGCCCAACCCUGCGAGGUGGGCCGGGGCCCCGGCUGGUCAAGUACCGCCAGCUGCAGCAGGUGGAGGGGCUCCAAGCGCAGGGUCCUCUGGCCGUGCCCCGCACCUACCGCGUCUGCAAGGUGUUUGAGGCCGCCCCCUCCCGCCACGUCAGCUGGCUCUUCGUCAGCCUGCCGGGGCCAACGCAAAAGUGGCCCUGGCAACGCAGGCGAGGCCGGGCGCCCUCUGCCUACAGCUUGGAUCGCGGGCAAGACGCCAUUGGGGCUGUGCGGGUGAAGCGUGGCACCGCCACUUUGUAG